Molecule: messenger RNA, 1123 nt
Organism: Onychostruthus taczanowskii (white-rumped snowfinch)
Lineage: Eukaryota; Metazoa; Chordata; Aves; Passeriformes; Passeridae
Gene: SYF2
Product: SYF2 pre-mRNA splicing factor
Exons: 7
Coding region: 65-838 (257 amino acids)
Cellular component (GO): Prp19 complex; catalytic step 2 spliceosome; post-mRNA release spliceosomal complex
Source: RefSeq, a predicted model, not a curated record
GCAGGGCGCACCGGAAGCCGGAAGUACCAUCAGCACCGGAAGGCGGAAGUGCAGGCGGGGCGCGAUGGCGGCGACGGUGUCGGCCCUCAGCAGCCUGGGGGUGCCCGAGGCCGAUGUUGGGAGCGAGGAGGAAGAGGAGGAGGAGGAGGCCGAGCCCGGCCCUUCCGCGGCGGCGGCGGCGGCGGAGCAGAGACGGGAGGAGCGGCUGCGCCGGUUCCGGGAGCUCCACAUGAAGCGGUACGAGGCCUGCAAGCUGAACAGCCAGGAGGUGGUGGAGGAGGACAAGAGGCUGAAGUUGCCCCCGAACUGGGAAGCUAAAAAAGCUCGGCUGGAGUGGGAGCUGCAGGUGCAGGAGAAGAAGAAGGAGUGCGCCGCCAGGGGCGAGGACUACGAGCGCGUGAAGCUGCUGCAGGUGAGCGCCGAGGACGCCGAGAGGUGGGAGAGGAAGAGGAAGAGGAAGAACCCCGACCUGGGAUUCUCAGACUUCGCGGCCGCGCAGCUGCGCCAGUACCAGCGGCUCACCCGGCAGAUCAGGCCCGACCUGGAGCAGUACGAGAAGCUCAAGGAGCAGUGCGGCGAGGCCCUGUACCCCACCUCGGACAGCCUCCUGCACGGCACACACGUGCCCUCCAAGGAGGGCGUGGACAGGAUGGUGGCAGACCUGGAGAAGCAGAUCGAGAAGAGGGAGAAGUACAGCCGGAGGCGGCCCUACAACGACGACGCCGACAUCGACUACAUCAACGAGAGGAACGCCAAGUUCAACCAGAAGGCCGAGAGGUUCUACGGGAAAUACACGGCUGAGAUCAAACAGAACCUGGAGAGGGGCACGGCCGUGUGAGCCUGCCUGGCACAGCUCAGCUCAAACUGAGCCUGGGCCCUGUGAGCCUGCCUGGCACAGCUCAUACCGAGCCUGGGCCCUGUGAGCCUGCCGGGCUCAGCUCGCUCCCGGCUCCUCUGUUGCAUUUUCUGUUUUAAAUUGUAUCAGAAGUAGGCUGUAGCUGCUCUCUCAGCUCGGUGUUUGGUGUGCUGAGCACUGUGCAGAAUUCAGCUGUAAAUAGCUUCGGCUGCAGGAGGAGCCGGGUUCUUUCUGCCUUCCGUGCUCUAAAUAAACUCUUUGGUCUAA